AUGGCGUCGACCGUUCGUAAGAGAUUGCUUAAUUAUUUUGAGAUCGGAGUACCGGUGCCACAAAUCUGUGGAUAUUUGGGGACGGAGAAUGAAAACUUGCCUAAUGUAAAGGAUAUGCAGCAUGAGGUCUAUAAGGAAAGACGCUUGAAGAUGGAAGGUGGAGAUGCAAAAGCCAUAGGAGUAAAUCAUCAUGGUCAAUCACCGUUGUUACGGUGUGCCCUUGUUUCACGCGAAGAUUGUGACACAUUUCGUUGCAUUUUCCGACAGUGGUUGUCUUGUAUGGGCAACAAAGCUCCCCUUGCCAUCCUAACCGAUCAAGCACCGGCAAUGAGGAAGCCAUUAGCUGAAGUUAUGCCCAACACACGACAUCGAUGGUGCAUAUGGCAUAUCUUGAAGAAAUUUCCCAAAAAACUUGGGAAGUGUGCUUUGUAUAACGACUUCAAGAAUCCUUUGAAGAACGUGAUAUACGACAACUUUACUAUCGAUGAAUUCCAAAGACGGUGA
Molecule: messenger RNA, 504 nt
Organism: Chenopodium quinoa (quinoa)
Lineage: Eukaryota; Viridiplantae; Streptophyta; Magnoliopsida; Caryophyllales; Amaranthaceae
Product: protein FAR-RED IMPAIRED RESPONSE 1-like
Exons: 3
Coding region: 1-504 (167 amino acids)
Biological process (GO): regulation of DNA-templated transcription
Source: RefSeq, a predicted model, not a curated record